AUGUCUCAAUAUAUUGGGAAAACUAUAUCUUUAAUCUCAGCAAAGGAUAGCCGUUAUGUUGGGUUAUUACAAGGUAUAGAUUCAGAGAAAGGGAUAGUUACACUAUCUCAAGUUAGAUGUUUUGGUACGGAGGGCAGAAAAAACUGGGGUCCAGAAGAAGUUUACCCACAUCCCAACGUUUAUGAAACUGUUACUUUUAAUGGGAAUGAUGUUAAAGAUUUAAAUAUCUUGGAUGUUCCAUUGCAUGAGGUUCAACCGGUCCUACCACCUGUACCACUGCAACAACAGCAACAACAACAACAACAACAACAACAACAACAACAACAACAACAACAACAGUUUUUAUCGCCACAAAAUAUUCAAAAUCCCAACGGCCCGGUAGUUCCUCCCGCUGUUUCAGGAUACGGAGUAUAUGCACCUAGUGAAGAGGAAAGACAAAAACAGCUGCAAAAAGAAAAAGAAGAUGAAGCAAAAAAAAUAAAUGAACAAAUGGAAGAAAAAACCAAGGCGGUUACUUCGGACCCAACCACUGACACCACUACAUCCACUACUUCUGAUUACAACAACAGCAGAUCUAGAUACGGUAACCAUAAUCAUAACCAUAACUACAAUAAGUUUCAACACAACAAAAUCGAUAUACCAGCUGAGGAUUUUGAUUUUGAAAGAAGUAACGCGAAAUUCAUCAAAAACAACGGUGAAAAAGACCAAGAACUUGAUAUUCAGGAAACAGAAGAUAAGACAAGUGGCAGUGGUGGUGAUGAUCCUUCCGUCAAUAGUGAAGAAAACAUCUCAUUCUAUGACAAAAAAUCGUCCUUUUUUGAUUCAAUUUCCACAUCUACUGAUAAAAAUACCAAUAUGAGAUGGAAUGAAGAACGUCAAUUAAAUAUGGACACUUUUGGACAGUCAAGAAUUUUUAGAGGUGGUCAUCGUGGUGGUUAUCGUGGAGGGCAUUAUAACAAUAAUAAUGGCGGUAGAGGUGGUGGUCGUCGCUAUUAUAAUAAUAACACACGUGGCAGAGGAGGAUAUAACCGUGGUGGGUUCAAUAACAGAGGUGGACAAAGCGGUUAUUAUAAUAAUAACAAUCAUAAUCAUAAUCAUAAUAACAGAUAUACUAAUAAUAAUAAUAAUAGCAAUGUUAAUACUAAUAACGACAGCAACAUUUCCCAGCCACCACAAAAAAUUGAAUUUUGA
This is a messenger RNA of Saccharomycodes ludwigii, 1191 nucleotides long. RefSeq names its product Scd6p (gene SCD6). Gene Ontology annotation, molecular function: mRNA binding. Gene Ontology annotation, biological process: P-body assembly; cytoplasmic stress granule assembly. Gene Ontology annotation, cellular component: P-body. NCBI's taxonomy places the organism in Eukaryota, Fungi, Ascomycota, Saccharomycetes, Saccharomycodales, Saccharomycodaceae. The transcript has a single exon. The coding region runs from base 1 to 1191 and encodes 396 amino acids. The record is from RefSeq and is a predicted model, not a curated record.